GAGAAGAAGAAAUAAAAACGCUAUCUCGGUGCAGGAAUGGGUGGGCUUUGUGUCAUGUCGCCCCCAGCCCGCUCCAUCCAUCACCAUCCCCCUCCACUACAUCCCUCACACAAAAAACUUUCAACAACAAGCAGCUGGGCCAAUGGCAGCAGAGGGAUCCGGGAAGGGGGCUGAGCAGAGGGCGAGGAGAUGAGGAGAAAAGCAGCGGCCAGCUAAAGCAGCCUGGCUGAGAGGAAAAGCCGCAGCUCGGGGCAUAGGAUGCGGGCACAGAGUGGACGGCAUACAGCCCGCUUUCCCGCACUUUAGAGCCCCCUCCUUACCUAUGAAUGGGACUGCUCACACUUCUCUGAGGGGGAGGACUACACAGCCCAGUGAUGCCAUCUGCCUGAGCGGGCACCGCCGGAUUGUGUGCUCCAUUGUGCGGCGCGGCAUGGCUGCUGGAUGCGGGCUGCCCUACGUGCUGCUGCUGCUGCCUGCCCUGCUGGGGCACUGCUCGGGCCAGAGGGUGUGCUGGCAGGCCAUGAUGCGCUGCCAGUCCGAAAAGGAAUGCCGCUUUGCCUACGUGCAGUACAUCGAGGCGUGCGGCAUGGUGCUCAACGGGGGACAGGUCAACGAGCCGACCAAGCGCCGCUGCCCCAGCCACUGCAUCAACGCCAUCAUCCAGCUCAACCAAACGGAGGCCGGGCCCGCGCUCGAGGACUGCGACUGUUCCGAUGACUCGGUUUGUAUAGCCACCAAGCAGGCGAUUGAGCCGUGCAUGCCCCGGAGCGCUAAGCGCGGGUCGGUGAUCGGCUGUACCGCGGCCAGGAGGAUCUGCGAGAGGGACGGCCGCUGCGCAAAGUCCAUGAUCAGCUACCUGAAGCACUGCGGCCAGCUCUUCAAUGGGGUGAACUGCCCGAUCCCCUGCAAGGCGGUCAUCUCCGAGAUGAUGCUCAUGCCCAAGGCGAUGAUGCUCAAUGACUGCGUGUGUGAUGGUGUGGAGCGGCCCAUCUGCGAGUCGGUGAAGGACAGUAUGGUCCGGCUGUGCUUUGGGCCGGACGGGGAUCUCAGCAGCAGCGGCGAAGCGGACGAUUACACGGACGACGAGUAUGAUGACUUAAGACCCACCAAAGCCACCCACAGUGGUGGUGCCCAAUGGGCUGCCAGUCUAGCCACCCUGUGGACAUGUGUGGUGCUGCUGAUGCCCCACUGACAGUGAUGGCACUGGGCACUCUCCCUGGUAUGCCUAUUCCCAAAGUGCUUCUUAACUUAUGCCCCUGACCUGGGCAUAGACAUGGUGAUCGAAUCCGCGUUCAUUGGUUAUUUAUGGGACAACUGAUCAGGACUGGGACCUUCUGUAUGGAAUGGUUAACAUGGAUGGUGUAUCGUAUUUAGGAAAAUCGUUAUCGCUGUGGCGAGCCUGGGUCGUCCUUCCCUAGCUUUACAUUGUGAACGUCAGCUGUCUCUAAGGUGGUGUUCACACCUGCAGAUUUCUUGUAAAAAUGUCACCAUUGGGGUUUGCACAAAAUCCACGCACGUGCAACAAAAAACUACCCUAUGCGUAUAGUAUACACCAGUCGUCUGCAUACUGUGGACCUCCAGCCGUUGCAAAACUACAACUCCCAGCAUGCCCGGGCAUGCUGGGAGUUGUAGUUUUGCAACGGCUAGCGGUCCACAGUAUGCAGGCGAGAUAUUUACGCAACAAAUCUGCCGCGUGUGACUAUAUCCUAAGAGGGUGCUUAUGGAAGUAAGAAUAGUCCUAUAUAUACUAUGCAGUACUGGUCCCUUAGGACAAGCUAUGCAACUGACACCUAACCAGCUGAUCUCUAGCACCCUUAUAGGAGAGCCGUGAUAGAUUGUAGUGGGAUGCAGCCGAGUGCUGUUUGUUGUCCUGGUGCGUCGAAAGCAAAAAAAUAAAUAAAAAUCAAGCUAUAUUGGUGAAAAAUAUCCUGCCGUAUGGUGUCUGCAGCUCCAAGGCAGCACUGGGUGUCUACAGACCCCAAACAAAUCCUGUGUAUUCUCCUCCUGCCUUUCAUCUGUCUCUUCUUGCUAACAUCACUUCACAAGAUUAGCCAGAAGUAGAGGUCACCGGGUUUGUUUGUAGUCUGUUACCAUGGAGAUGCAUGGUUCUGCACAGGGGUCGCCGGGCACAGGACCCGUAGGAUGUUUGUAAACUAGACUUUGCUUCGGUUUUCACUUGAGAUGCAUUUGAGGGUUAACAAGAAAAAUAGAUAACGUAAAUCCUUGGCGAAAGGCGGCCAUGCUCUUCACCCGUACAGUACCCUGCGCAUAUUUGAUAGGCAGGAUUUGAAGCUGCAAAUUUGAACCUGUGUUCUGUCAUUAAAAUCUGCAGCUUCAAAUCCUGCACAUGAAAUAUGCGCAGGAUAUUGGAUGUGUGAAUACACCCAGAGGGUAGGGUCACACGUGGCGUAUUUUGCUGCUGCAUAUUUUCCUACCCAUUGAAGUCAAUGGGUAGUAGAACCAGUUGCACAUUUUGCUACCCAUUGACUUCAAUGAGUAGGCCAAAUACGCCAUGUGUGACACCUACCCUAUAGGCGUUUUUCCGCAAGUUGUAAAUGGCAGCUAUUAGUAUUCUGCAUGGAGACUAGUAUAAAGCAAAAGGGAGGGAGGUGCCUAUAGCUACGUUGCGUAUUUAAUUUUCCUUUUAAUUGGGCAUCUCUUUCAGUUUUCCUUUGUACAGUAUGUAUACCACCCCCUCCGUCAUGUUGUAAGUUCACUAGGACGUGGGGGCAAUAAACUUCCGUUCCGUGCAGUAAACUGACACCUACAGUCGCCUCCUCGCGGAGAACCCUUUUAAGGGCACGUUCACACAUACCAGAUCUGCUGCAUAUUUUCAGCAGUUGAUUUUGCUACCCGUUGAAGUCAAUGGAGGGCAAAAUCGUCUGCAGAAAAUAGGCAGCAGAUCCUGUAUGUGUUGAUACCCUUAGGAGUUAUUAUUGCCUUUUGUUUGCAUAGUGCAGUGUUUCCAUCCCGUGUGCCUCCAGCUGUUGCAAAAACUACAACUACCAUCAUGCUGGGAGUUGUAGUUUUGUGACAGCUGAAGGCACCCUGGUUGGGAAACACUGGUGUAGUGCGAUGUCCGGAGAUGCCUUCAGCGACCACUGGGAUAACGCCAUUUGUGCAUGUGACGGUGAUAGUGUUGUCAUACAGUGCUGCCACAACCACUGCCUUUUCUUUUUAGUGGCACUUAAUAUACAAGACGCACUCAGAUAUUCAUGUAUAUGCUGCCAUAUAUUUAUACGAAAUGCAGAUUUGCUAUGGAAUAUGGGCCCAGAUUUAUCUAACUGUGUGAGAGAAAAAAUAGAGGGAUUUUCUCACAGCAACCAAUCACAGCUCAGCUAACAAGCUGAGGUAAAGUGAAAGCUGAUCUGUGAUUGGUUCUUGUGGGAAAAUCUCUCUAUAUUUUCUCUCACACAGUUUGAUAAAUCUGGGCCAUGUUUAUUUUUAUCUACAGACCGGCCCCACUAUUAUCUUAGUCUUUUUUUAUCCUGGUGUCCAUUUUCCUAUACCAUCUUGAUGCUGCUGUUCCAUAGUGGAAAGUAUAUGCACCUGGCACUGCACAUUAACCCCCUCCCUACGAAGGUGCCACCUGUUCCAGAGCUCUGCACUGCCGCCAUAGACUUGUAAAUAAACCCAUUCAGAAUAUCAUUACUGGAAGUAUCUGCCAAGAACUAUAAAUAGUGUAUUUAAAAGGGGAAAAAGUGUUAGUGGCUUUAUAUCUGUACAGUUUUUUUUUGAUAUAUAUAUAUAUAAAUUGUAUUCCAGGAAUAAUUUAUUUAGAACUGUAUCCUCCAUCCUUCGGCUUUCCAGCGGUUACGAACAAAUAAAACAAAAACAAAAAAAGACAACUUCCAGCGACAGCUGCAGAGCCGCAGGAUGGAGGCGACGGGUUUAGAUUAUAGAGACAAAUUCUAUAUGUUGACAAACAGUGCUAUUGUGUCAACCAAUAGGUGUCUCCCAACCAGGGUGCCUUCAGCUGUUGCAAAACUACAACUCCCAGCAUGCCCGGACAGCCGAAGGCUGUCCGGGCAUGCUGGGA
Hyla sarda is the source of this 4039-nucleotide messenger RNA. It is a transcript of the gene GAS1, whose product is annotated as growth arrest specific 1. Bases 323 to 1192 code for a protein of 289 amino acids. The transcript has a single exon. NCBI's taxonomy places the organism in Eukaryota, Metazoa, Chordata, Amphibia, Anura, Hylidae. Gene Ontology annotation, biological process: regulation of cell cycle. The record is from RefSeq and is a predicted model, not a curated record.